AUGGAUUUGAUGCUCUCCAACACGGCCAGUGGUUUAGUAGAAGACAUAAAGGCUACGCUGCACAUGAGAAACCGGGCCCUGAUUAACACUAGAGACAGACGUGGCUAUCGUGGAUCCUCUGGGGAGCCUCAACAACAUGAUACUGACGAGGCAGAAAGGUCUCUCUCCAGAUCAGAACACCUUAAGAAAAACCACCUGAGACCCACUGGGAAGAAAUCUCCCUGCUGCUCUGACUGUGGGAAACGUUGCAGGUCUACAUCAGAACUUAAAAUACACCAGCGAGUACACACAGGAGAGAAACCUUAUAGCUGUGAUCAAUGUGGGAAGAGUUUUACUCGGUCAAGCUCCCUGAUAGUGCACCAGAGAACACACACAGGAGAGAAACCUUACGACUGCUCUGACUGCGUAAAGACUUUUGUUAAUUUAAUAGAUUUAAAAUCACACCAGAGAACACACACAGGAGAGAAAUCACCAUAUAGUUGUACUCAAUGUGGGAAGAGUUUUACUCGGUCAAGCGCCCUGAUAGUGCACCAGAGAACACACACAGGAGAGAAAUCUUAUAGCUGUACUCGGUCAAGCUACCUUAUAGUACAUCUGAGAAGACACACAGGAGAGAAACCUUACGACUGCUCUGACUGCGGAAAGACUUUUGUUAGUUUAAGAGAUUUAAAAUCACACCAGAGAACACACACAGGAGAGAAAUCACCAUAUAGUUGUACUCAAUGUGGGAAGAGUUUUACUCGGUCAACCUCCCUGAUAGUGCACCAGAGAACACACACAGGAGAGAAACCUUAUAGCUGUACUCAAUGUGGGAAGAGUUUUACUCAGUUAAGAAAUUUAAAAUCACACCAGAGAACACACACAGGAGAGAAAUCACCAUAUAGUUGUACUCAAUGUGGGAAGAGUUUUACUCGGUCAAGCUCCCUGAUAGUGCACCAGAGAACACACACAGGAGAGAAACCUUAUAGCUGUACUCAAUGUGGGAAGAGUUUUGUUGCAUCUUGCGAUCUGACGAAACACCAGAGAACACACACAGGAGAGAAAUCUUAUAGCUGUACUCAAUGUGGGAAGAGUUUUACUCAGUCAAGCGCGCUGAUAGUACAUCUGAGAACACACACAGGAGAGAAACCUUACGACUGCUCUGACUGUGGAAAGACUUUUGUUAGGUUAAGAGAUUUAAAAUCACACCAGAGAACACACACAACACAGGAGAUAAACUUUAUAGCAGGAGAUAAAUGAUAUAGCUGUACUCAAUGUGGGAAGAGUUUUAUGCAGUCAAGUGGCCUUAUAGUACAUCUGAGAACUCACACAGGAGAGAAGACAUAUAGCUGUGAUCAUGUGACAAGAGAUACUCUGAUAAAAUAUCUCUGAUCAAACAUCAGAAAAUACAUACAUGAAGGAGUUGUUUCAUGAUAUCACUGAAAUAAUGUCACAGUGUAGAAUAUUUAAACAUUGUAGAGGGCGUAUUUUAAUUAAUAUCACAAUGUAGAACCCUAAACGUUUCCCCCUGUUCAAUUUAUUUCAGCAUGAUAUGGAUAUUAGCCUCUGGGAAAAAUCCAGGCUCUGAAUUGAAAGAGUAUACAUGUGAUUUAACAAAAAGUGAAAGAAAAAAAAAGUUGUGUUACACUUACCUUGUUGGCAACCCACUUGAAUCAAAAUGCAACACUUCAAAAUGUAGCUAGCUGUUUUCUACAAAUUGUCCUUCAACCAGUGAUGUACACAUUAUUCCCAGAUUCCAUGUGGUGUUUGAGCUAUUCGUUUUAACAGGACGUGCAACCUCAUCUCCCCCACUCUUGCGCAAUUGAUUUCAACAUGAUAUCGAUGAAAUAAGUGUUGCGUUCCUUUGUUUAGCGACCCAUAAAUGUAAAUGCAUCCCUCCAAAAUGUAGCUGACUGUCUUCUGCAGGUUGUCCUCUAACCAGUGAGGUAAAAGUUAUCUCCCAUUUCCAUGUGUUUUUUUAGUUGUGUUAGUUUCAACAGCAGGUACAACCUGAUCUCCCCCAUAAUCGAUAUCAGUGACUUAUUGUUGGUGCUUGUGCAGUUUAUAAGGUGCUUGUUUUAAUAUGAUUAUUGUGGCACAUUUGUGUAGAUAGUACAGUUUAGGUUUCGGUUUUCAAUAUAUCACAAACUGUUUUUGCAUAUUGGUUAUUGAUUUGGACAUGUUAAAACUGUGUUUUGACAUUGAGG
Molecule: messenger RNA, 2186 nt
Organism: Coregonus clupeaformis (lake whitefish)
Lineage: Eukaryota; Metazoa; Chordata; Actinopteri; Salmoniformes; Salmonidae
Product: zinc finger protein 180-like
Exons: 4
Coding region: 1-1239 (412 amino acids)
Biological process (GO): regulation of transcription by RNA polymerase II; central nervous system development
Cellular component (GO): nucleus
Molecular function (GO): DNA-binding transcription factor activity, RNA polymerase II-specific; RNA polymerase II cis-regulatory region sequence-specific DNA binding
Source: RefSeq, a predicted model, not a curated record